CUCCCCGAACCUCUCACGGCUCCCUUCUCCUCCCCCCAGAGGAUCCUGCCGGGCCCCUCCCGGGCGGAAGAGCGGAAGAGAUGGCCCCUCAGGGGUCCGUGACCUUCCAGGACGUGGCCGUGGACUUCUCCCCGGAGGAGUGGCGGCAGCUGGGCCCUGCCCAGAAAGAGCUGUACCGGGAGGUGAUGCUGGAGAACUACCGGAACCUGGCGGGCCUGGGCUUUGUGACCACCAAGCCAGAUGUCAUCUCUCAGUUGGAGCAAGGGGAGGCACCUUGGCUACCUGAAGGUCAGUUUCCAAGAAGCAGCUGCCCAGAUUCAAACCCUAGGCUUCAAAUCAAAGAGUCAGCUCCAAAGUUUGACCUUAAGGUGCAAGAAUCAAUCAAGAAAAGACUCUUGAGACAUGCCCCUUGGAUCUUGAUGUUGGGGAGAGGCUGGGAUUGUUAUUCAAGGCUGAAGGAGAAGCAGAAUAAGAAGAAUCAACAUUUAAGACAAAUAAAAGUCACUAGAAGGAAAUCCCCUAAUGAAAUGAGUGUCCAUGAAUAUAAAAAUGACAAAAGCUCUAGACUACAGACACAGAAGCAAUUUUUUGUAGGAAAGAGUCUUCUUCGUAAAUAUAAUAGACAGAAAAAGAGCUUCAGAAAAUAUUCAGAUGUAAGACAAUAUAAAACUUGUUUAAAGAAAAUAUUUUCUAAUGACAAUAAAUGUCAGAAAUCCUUUAGCUAUGACUUUGAUUAUAUUGAAAAUCAUAAAGUACAUACAGGAAAGAAAUUUUCUGAUUGUAAUGAAUGUGGGAAAACUUUCCCCCAGGACACUGAACUGAACCUUUACCAGAAAAUUCACAAAGGAGAAAAGAUUUAUGAAUGCACUGAGUGCAGAAAGGCUUUCCAAAAGAAUUCAUAUCUUAGGAAACAUCAGAAAAUUCAUAGUGAAGAGAAACCUUAUAAAUGCGAUGAAUGUGGGAAGGCGUUUCACUGGAGAUCGCAGCUUACUGAACAUCAGAGAAUUCACACUGGUGAGAAACCUUUUGUAUGUAAUGAAUGUGGGAAGGCCUUCCUAAGGGGCUAUGAAAUCAUUCGACAUCAGAGAAUACAUAUUGGAGAAAAAUCUCAUGAAUGUAGUGAAUGUGGUAAGGUCUUUCGCCGGGCUUCAUGUUUUAUAAAACAUCAGAGACUUCAUUCUGUAGAGAAAAUACAUAAAUGCAGUGAAUGUGGGAAGGCCUUCCACUGUACUUCACAUCUUACUGAACAUCAGAAAACUCACUCUAGAGAGAAGCCUUAUAUGUGUAAUGAAUGUGGAAAAGCUUUCCUCCGGGCCACUGAACUUACUCGACACCAGAGAAAACACAUUGGGAGAAAACCCUAUGAAUGCAAUGUUUGUGGAAAGACGUUCCAGCAGAAUUCAUACCUUCGAAGACAUCAGAGAAUUCAUACAGGAGAGAAACCUUUUGAAUGUAGUGAAUGUGGAAAAGCUUUUCUCCGUUCCACUGGACUUACUCGACACCAGAGAACACAUACUGGAGGAAAACCUUAUGAAUGCAAUGAAUGUGGGAAAGCCUUCCGCCAAAAUUCAUACCUUAUAGUUCAUCAGAGAAUUCAUACUGGAGAGAAACCUUAUGAAUGUACUGAAUGUGGGAAGGCCUUUGUCCGGAGCACUAAUCUUAGUCAGCAUCAGAAAACCCAUACUGGAGAAAAACCUUACAAAUGCAAUGAAUGUGGGAAGGCCUUCCGCUGUAAAUCACACCUUAUUGACCAUCAGAGAAUCCAUACUAGAGAGAAACCUUAUGUCUGCAAUGAAUGUGGCAGGGCUUUUGUCUCCAAUUCUAAUCUUAGUCAUCACCAGAGAAUUCAUACUGGAGAGAAGCCAUAUGAAUGUAAUGAAUGUGGGAAGGCUUUCUGUAAGAGAGCAGAUCUUACUCGGCACCAAAGAACACAUACUGGAGAGAAACCUUAUGAAUGCAAUGACUGUGGGAAGACCUUUAGCCAGAAUUCAUACCUUAGAAGACAUCAGAGAAUUCAUACUGGAGAGAAACUUUAUGCAUGUAAUGAAUGUGGAAAGACCUUCCUCUGGUCUCUUGAACUCACUCAACAUCAGAGAAUACAUGCUGGAGAGAAACUUUAUGAAUGCAGUUAACAGGGGAGGACCUGCAUUCAAAAGACAAUACUUAUUCCAUAUUAUAGAAUUCAUACUUGAUAGAAACCUUAUGUAUGUAAUGAAUAAGGAGGAAAGGUGUCUAUGCAGAGCACUAAUCUUAGCACCAGGAAAUUCAUACUUGAGAAAAAUGUACGCUGAAAACCUAUCAGAGCAUGGAUUUUAUGCAUUACUAUGGAAUUUGUACUGGACAAACCUUGUGAGUGUUUUUAAUGUAGGAAUGCCAUCAGUCAGAAACAUAUCCAACCAUAUACAUCACAGGAUUUAUACUGCAGAAAAAAACCUUAUAAAUGCAAUGAAUGUGGAAAGGCCUUUUGAUAUAACUCGUCUUAUUCAUCAUUAAAAUAUUCAUAUGGGAAAGAAAACUAUGAAAGCAGUGAAUUGAGAAGAUUAUUUUCUUGAGAAAAUCUGUUAAUUGGCACCAUCAAAUUCUACAAAGGAGAAAAGUGGUUACUAAAAGAAUAUUAAAAGGUAUUUUCCAGGAACAGAGCUUUUAAAACAUUAAAAAAAAAUUCAGGGGAGAUGGAGUAACAAGAAAAAGUAUAGGCUAAUUCACUCAUUUAGCCUCAACAGUAAUCUAGGAAAUGUACUAUUCUCAUUUUAAUAAAAUUCAAGAAAGUUAUAACAAGUAUUUUUCUAGCUCAGGGAGACUUAGGGAAAAAGUAUUGGGCCGAUAUCUCCAUGAGACAUCAAAAAAUAGCAAAAUGUCAAAAGAUUGCAAAAAAUAGAAAAAAAAAAAAACCUGAGGUAAAUUAUAACAAAAAUAAUGCUCUGGAAACCCCACAAUGGACUGCCUAUAAACAAUGACUUUAAAAGUCUACAUUUUGUAUUUCAGGAAAUCUUAAAACUACCCAGAUCCCUUAGAACCAAAGAGCAAUAUGGAAAUAGAAUCAACUGGUUCCCUACUGAAGAAAGCCCAAAAUGAAAAAUCUUAGGACUUAUUGUAGCCAAAAAUGUAGAGUUCCCAGAUUUAAAAAAUAAAAAUAAAAAUUAGAAAGGGCAAGCAUUCACAAAUAAUUCAAGUAUCAUAAAAUCACAGUGAUAAUGAUACAAUAUUUAGCAGCCAACAGGAAGAAUGUGGAGUAUUUCAUAUUCCAGAAAGCAAACAAUCUAGUAGUGUAUAGCCCAAAAUUACUCACCAUGUAUUUGGGUAGAAAAAUUUGAUCUGCAAACACAGAAGGAGAAGAAAAAAAUAGACAUGGACUGUGCAAUCAUAAUGGACUAAAGUUAGAUUUUUUUACAUUCUUUUAUGGAAAGAUGAUACAUGUAACCCCAAAAGGGAGUCUGAUUUGACCAAGGGUCUAUGAUUGCUUCUAUUAUGUUUUGAUGAUCCUAGAAUGGAAAGUUUGGGAAAAGGAGAGGGAAAAUGCACUACUGAGACUUCUCUAAUUUCUCCACCAUGCUUCUGGAAGCUCAAUACUGGGAAAACAUCUUGCAAAAUUCCAUUAGCCUUGAUAUUCCACUUCAUUUUCCUCUGCCCCCUUGUUUGGAGAAUGGACCCAUGAACUCCAAGAUCUCCCAUUUGAGACAAGGGGAAACUGCUUUGCGGAUGAAGAGGCAAAAUAGGCUGGAGAAGAGGAAGAAGUACAAAGGAAAUGAUGGUGCUAAUUCUGGCAUUUCCACCUCUAAAUUCUCCACCUUCCCUUACCCCAGAAGAGAAGCAGAAUAAAGGCACAAAGCCUUGGUGCUCAGGAGAAUAAAGAGGGGCCCUGGCUCCUCCCUGAUGGCAGAGAGCUACUGACCACAGCGGGUAUGGGCCAUGUGCUCCCACAUUUACAUCGGGGCAGUCACUGGGGUGUCCGAGGCCUGUGUGACGCGGUGCUGACCAUGUUUGUGGCACCAGCUUGUACACGAUAGUAGGCAAUUGGCCAGCAGGUGUCCUGUUGUCAGAGGAUGAAUAGGGCGGCCCAGCGACAAGUCCAGAAAGGAGGAAGGCCCCUAGUAUUGGGACUUUACAAAGCAUGCAGGUGGACUUUACCGAGCUGCCAUCGGUGGGGUAGCGGACCAUCUGACCUCAUGGAUGGAGGCCUCCCCCUCGCCCAGGCAACUGCUCAGCAGUCGUAAAAGACCUCCCUGAGCAUAUAUCAUUCCGAGGUAUGGGCUGGUGGAGCAGGUAGAUUCGGACCAAGGCACCUGUUUCACAGCUAAGAUCCUCCGAUCUGUGGCUCGAGCUCCAGAAAUAUCAUGGAACUUACACACUCCAUGGCCUCCGCCCUCAUCAGGUAAAGUGGAAAGGAUGGAUAAUGACAUUAAACAGCAACUGACUAAAUUGGCUGAGACACAAUCACCCUGGAUCAAGUGCCUUCCCCUUGCCUUAUUAAGAAUUAGAACAAAGCCCUGAAGGGAUGUGGGAUUAUCACCUUAUGAAUUAUUGUACGGUCGCCCUUAUCCAAAAGGGAUUCAAAAUUCCUCCUUGGAUCCAAUAUUUGAGACCAAGGAUCUGUUUUUAAGGAAAUAUAUAUGUUAGGUCUUUACUGCAACAUCUGAAAACUUUACAACUUAAAGGGCUUAUUGCUCAGACUCCUCCCUCAGGAUUCACAGUGCACAAGUUUUAGCUUAGAGACUGGGUCCUGGUUCUCUCCUGGAAGGAGGACAAGCUGACCCUGAGCUGAGACAGGCCCUUCCAGAUCCUGUUGACUUCAGAUACGGCGAUACAUACCAAAGAGAAAGGUUGGACACAUCACACUCGAGUCAAAGGUCCUGUGGAUGUGCCAAAGAAGUGGGCAGUAGAGACUGAUCCAGGAACAUUGAAAGUGCAGCUGAAAUUACAGGAAACUUAGCAAAGACUGAUGAAUUGUGCAUGUAAAAUCUUUUUGACUUGUCUCACUUGGGGAACAAACUUUCUUGUUUGUACUGGAGAUUACAUUUUGUUGAACUGUAUUUUUAGAAAUUAAGGAUAUUAUAUACUAUUAGGAAGAAUAGGGUGUGAACCAAACUCAAAGGGUUGGAGCCUGUGCCUUGUCUAUGCAUGUAUGAUGUUAUGUGGGUACACCUUUUGUACUGGUAUCUUGGGACCAUUAGGGCAUAAAAAUAUCUUUCAAACCCUGAUCCAAACAAUAGCCACUAGCUUUAGAUUGACUGACUGCUGGAUAUAUGGGGGACCUGAUCAACUUACACAGUGGCCUGGGUUCCUGUUCCCUUAUCUCUGGCCUGGACCUUGAGCAACAGGUGAGUGAUACACAACGGAACAGGUUUCUGGUCAGCAGAAGAAAAGCAUCCCUGGACCCUGACCAGUAGAGUUUUAGGGAGAUAUUGCCUGAGUCAGUCUGGUACAGGGCCAUGGAUGGGAGAAAGUGAAUGUACAUGGACGUUGACUUGCGGGCCAGAGAAGGGAGCUGCCAUAGACUGCAGUAAGUACGGGAAUAGAUGGGACCAAACCAGUAUAACUUGUUAUGACAGAUCAGUCGUUUGCUGUAUCCAACGUUCUGAUAGCAGUGAGGGGUGUGCGAGGAAAAUGCCACCUGCCUGUUUAAUCCCUGACCCAGAGGGACCCCAGAUAUGGACAUGUAUGACCUUGAAUAGCACAGCACCAGGUUCAACUUACACUUCGAUGGAAUGGAAGUGGGAGAAUGGAGAAGGCCCCGUCAGGAAAAUGUUUAAUGAUUUCUGGAGCCGUCAGGAUCUAACUGGGGAAAAUGGUUGCACCUGCCAAUGGAUAGUUGAAAGUCAUCUGUGGAGAUGUAAUUCUAAUACAGGAGGAGGUACCUUAGGUCCCUGGGAUAUCAGGUAUUUUCCACCUUCAAGUGGAUCCUUUAUAUUCUGGUAUAAAGAUAAUCCUGCCCUUGAGGGGCGUUAUUGGAUCUGUGGUGAGAGGGCUUAUACCCAUUUACCCAAAAAUGGGUCUGGGGUUUCUUAUAUAGAUAUAAUUAGACCUAAAUUUUUCUCUCUCAUCAAGCGUUGGCGGCAAUUGGGGAUAUGGUUAUACGAAGAUUUGGAAAGGGAAACAUGAAGUACCGACCGCCCCCUAACCCACACUGAUACUUCUUUGACCCAGACAAAUGAUGCCAAUGGGUGGGGAGAUGCCCGGCCUCCAGAGAGAAUCAUAAGAGUACGGACCAGUAACAUGGGCCCAGGACGGUAGCUGGGGGCACCGAACGCCGACAUAUGUGUUAAAUCGGUUGAUUAGGCUGCAGGCAGUCCUUGAGGUAACAACUAACCAAACUGCUCAGGCCCUUGAUCUGUUAGUCACUCAAGCCCCCCAGACAAGAGAAGUGGUUCUAGAACAUAGGUUAGUCUUAGAUUAUCUGUUAGCAGAGGAAGGAGGGGUCUGUGGGAGACAAAACCUGCCCACCUGCUGUAUGCACAUUGAUGACAAAGGACAAGCAGUAAAAGGAAUGACCAAGGGCCCUCGCAGGAUAGUUCAUGUGCCUGUACAGGUCUGGAAACCUCCCUUCCCAAAUGGCUGGUGCUCUCGGUUUGAUGGUGGCUGGUAGAAACAGAUCUUAUGGUAUAGACUUAUUGCAAUCAGGGGUAUUAUUCUGUCCCCGCCAUGUUUGCCCUGUAUAAUUACGUUGGUAACAAGAAUAGUUGAGAGAUCUCUGUCAAGAAUCUUACAGACAGGGGAUGCCAUUAAAAUGAUGAUUUUGUAGAGAGAGGGAUGGGAGGCAGGAGCAGGGGAUGGUCCAGGUGAGGAGAUUAACAAGCAAUGUGUAGGGAUGUUAAUAGAAUUUAACUACAAUGUUAGUUCUUCAUGAGGAAAUAUAUAUAUACAUAUAUAUUUCUGAAUAACGGGGGAUUGUGUGGGGAAAAGGUGAAGAACUUACAGAUGAAGAACAUAUUGAUCAGGGACUGUGAGCUAAAGCCUUAAAGGCCUCAGUUUAGGAAGUAUGUGAUUUCAGAUAAGGCCUGGACUAUAUUCCACUGUCCAAAAGAGGGUCCGUGGUAGGAAGCAUGCCAUUUUUUUCUUUUCUUUUUUUAAUAAUUAUAACUUUUUUAUUGACAGAACCCAUGCCAAGGUAAUUUUUUACAUUAUCUCUUGCACUCGCUUCUGUUCAAUUUUUCCCCUCCCUCCACCCCCUCCCCCAGAUGGCAAGCAGUCCCAUACAUGUUAAAUAUGUCACAAUAUAUCCUAGGUACAAUACAUGUGUGCAGACCCAAACAGUUCUCUUGUUGCACAGGAAGAAUUGUAUUCAGAAGGUAGAAAUAGCCCGGAAAGAAAAAAACAAACAUGCAAACAGUUUACAUUCAUUUCCCAGUGUGUUCUUUGGGUAUAGCUGCUUCUGUCCAUCAUUAAUCAAUUAAAACUGAGUCAGAUUUUCUCUUUGUCAAAGAAAUCAGCUUCCAUCAGAAUACAUCCUCAUACAAUAUCGUUGUUGAAGUGUAUAAUGAUCUCCUGGUUCUGCUCAUUUCACUCAGCAUCAGUUCAUGUAAGUCUCGCCAGUCCUCUCUGUAUUCAUCCUGCUGGUCAUUCCUUACAGAGCAAUAAUAUUCCAUAACAUUCAUAUACCACAAUUUACCCAGCCAUUCUCCAAUUGAUGGGCAUCCAUUCAUUUUCCAGUUUCUGGCCACUACAAACAGGGCUGCCACAAACAUUUUGGCACAUACAGGUCCCUUUCCCUUCUUUAGUAUCUCUUUGGGGUAUAAGCCCAAUAGAAACACUGCUGGAUCAAAGGGUAUGCACAGUGUGAUAACUUUUGAGGCAUAAUUCCAGAGUGCUCUCCAGAAUGCUGGGAUUCGUUCACAACUCCACCAACAAUGCAUCAGUGUCCCCGUUUUCCCGCAUCCCCUCCAACAUUCAUCAUUAUUUUUUCCUGUCAUCUUAGCCAGUCUGACAGGUGUGUAGUGGUAUCUCAGAGUUGCCUUAAUUUGCAUUUCUCUGAUCAAUAGUGAUUUGGAGCAUUCUUUCAUAUGAGUGGAAAUAGUUUCAAUUUCAUCAUCUGAAAAAUGUUCAUAUCCUUUGACCAUUUAUCAAUUGGAGAAUGGCUUGAUUUCUUAUAAAUUAGAGUCAAUUCUCUAUAUAUUUUGGAAAUGAGGCCUUUAUCAGAACCUUUAACUGUGAAGAUGUUUUCCCAGUUUGUGAAGCAUGCCAUUUUAGAUAAGGUCUGGAUUGUAUUCCAUUGUUCAAGGAAGGACACUGGUGGGAAAGCUAUACAUCUACUACAUUCCACUGACCAAAUAGGGGAAUAGACUUAUGUGACCAAUCACACCAUAUAAAGGGUGUCAUUUUGGAGGCUCUUUGUUUGAAAUGUAUAAAUAUUGUGAACACUUUCAAGGAAGUGGAUUUCUCCUGUUGUGAAUUUGGCUCACAGACCAGGAUGGGGUCCGCUUCUCGAGAUUCUAAUAAAUAAUUCUUUCUAUAAGUGA
This is a messenger RNA of Antechinus flavipes (yellow-footed antechinus), 8453 nucleotides long. Its product is annotated as zinc finger protein 345-like. The transcript is spliced from 4 exons. Gene Ontology annotation, biological process: regulation of DNA-templated transcription. The record is from RefSeq and is a predicted model, not a curated record. Lineage: Eukaryota; Metazoa; Chordata; Mammalia; Dasyuromorphia; Dasyuridae. The coding region runs from base 81 to 2132 and encodes 683 amino acids.